ACUGACAUUUCUACCUUCUUAGUCUGGGAAACCACCCGAUAGAAAUUGAUAAAUAUUCUCUUUUUCAUCCAUUCUCCAUUCUUGCCACGUGGAUGCUUCUUGAAAGGACAACGGUCACUCUCAGCUGGCGCGGCUCUUCAUUUUACAGAGACACUUCUUCAAAAGCAAACAGAAAAGGGAUCCUUUUAAAAAUGGCAACUUGGGUAUAUAUGCAUUCUUUCAACUUUGUCCCCUCCAGGUUUUCCAUUUUCCUAGUGUCUGCGGAUUGCGUGCAAGAAUUUCCAGUUAGAUAAUCCAUCGAAGCUGUAAUAAAGCUACAACCUUGAACUUCAGUCUAGCUAUCGAACAACAGAGAGAACCUCGGCCUGCCAUGGACCUGAUCAGGAGUAACAGGGAAACUAUGUUCUUGAUGAAUCUCCCAUCCCAUCUUAUACUCGAAAUCCUGUCGAGACUUCCUGCCAAGACCAUCAUCCAAUGCAGGUGCGUCUGCCAGCUGUGGCUCCGCCUCAUCGACAACCACCACUUCGCCGCCGUGAAUUUCUCCAGGGCCCGCCCCGGCCUGGUGGUCCACCAAUCCGACCUCUUCAAAAGCUUCGCCAGGUUAGUCGAUUUUGACGAUGAUGACUCCCAGGAUCAUCUUCCUCGCAACACAAUGCUCAAAUUCAAUCUCAACGCCGUCAGCACAUUCCCCGACGCCAGCAUCGCCAUUGACGGAUCAGUAAACGGAUUCCUCCUCCUCCGCGACGUCAAUUACGCGCACGAAACGCUCUACGUAUGCAACCCCCUCAACCGUGAAUACAUCGUGCUUCCCGUGGCCCGCAGGUCUGUCAGGUAUCCUUCCGUGGUCACUCACGGAUUCGGCCUGACUUCCGCAGGCAAUGAAUACAAAAUCGUCAGGGUUUUCCAUGAACGAGAGCUCGAUCCCAUCACAGGUUCCUGCUUAAGAAUCCCCUUCUCGGAAUGUCAAGUUUACAGCCUCAACACCGGCACAUGGAGAACCAUCGGCGACGCCCCUUUCGGGUACGAUAGUCGCUCUCUGGGCUUCUUUUUCCAGGGCAAUAUUCACUGGCUGAUACAAGAUUUUGUAGGCAAUGAACUCAUAUCUUGCUUUGAUCUUGAAAAUGAAGUUUUCCAUCCAUUCGCUCCACCCUUUCCGGGGAGAAAGAUUCUGGGGAGUUUAGGGAAUCUAAAAGGGUGUUUGUGCUUAUGCGACAAUAGUUCCGAAUCUGUAAUUGAGAUUUGGGUGAUGAAAGAAUAUGGAGUGGAGAAUUCAUGGUGCAAGGAAAUUGUGGUGAAGAAGAUGCCAGAGCUAGUUGGGCCUUCAUUUCAGAUUGUCCAUGUUUUCAGAGUGUUCAGGGAUGGGAAAAUCCUGCUGCUUUGGGGCGAUUUCUUUAUGCUGUAUUGCUGCACCAAGAGUGGCGAUGCAAGAGAAGUAGACAUGGCUCAACCCAGUGGCCCCAACAGCAUUGAGGCAAUGCAUUAUGUCCCAAAUUUCCAGAGUCUUGGAAGCAUUGCUGGGCUGGAGACUACUGUGAACAGUUUGUUUUGAUAAAUUAUGUAGUGAUGCGUGCAAGCCUAGCCUUUUGUUUCUUGUAAUUUAAAUUACUCAAUGACCUGUUGCUUGUAUUAUAAUGGAACCAAAUAUGUGACCCACCCGUCUAUGUGGAAUAAUAGUUUAUGUUGUUUUCAUACA
Andrographis paniculata is the source of this 1693-nucleotide messenger RNA. Its product is annotated as F-box protein At3g07870-like. Gene Ontology annotation, molecular function: protein binding. The record is from RefSeq and is a predicted model, not a curated record. The transcript has a single exon. The coding region runs from base 371 to 1549 and encodes 392 amino acids. Lineage: Eukaryota; Viridiplantae; Streptophyta; Magnoliopsida; Lamiales; Acanthaceae.